GGUGUAAUACGGUCGCGGUGCUGGUCUCGGUGCUAUAGAAUGUCUUCCUUGAUUACUACUGUUCGAACGAAGUUUCUCGAUGCAAUCAGGUCUGUCAAUCCGCCAGGCAGAUGGAAGAUACUAGUGGUGGACGAACACUCUCAGAGGCUCCUGGGCUCGGUGCUCAAGCAAUUCGACAUUUUGGAAGAGAAUGUCACACUGAUCGAAUCGAUUUCGAGCCACAGAGAAGUUCAACAGUUUGAAGCAAUUUACCUUGUGAUGCCUACGUCCCAAAACGUGGAUCGAAUCAUUAAAGACUUCUCAGACGGACGACAACAGUAUACCAGUGCCCACUUGUUUUUCAUUGAAGGACUACCCGAACCCUUGUUCGAGCGGCUUACUUCUUCUCCUGCUGAGCCAUAUCUGAAAGCUUUGCAGGAGCUUUUCGUCAAUUUUUGGGCAAUCGAAUCACGGGCGUUUUCUCUUAAUUCGCCAGGUUUUUUCUUCAGCACUUAUAGCCCUCCACGUAGCGAGUCUGCUUUCAAAACAUCUCGAGAACGACUUGAGGAAGAACUUCGAUUCGUUAGCAAAUCCAUAACGAACAUCUGCGUCUCUCUCAAUGAAUUUCCCUUUAUACGCUACUAUUUACCAACACAUCACCUGCCUCUGGGGCCUCUGCAACCUAAUGCUCAAACACGUGCUCCACCACCCCCUGAGGGUAGUGGUCGCUGGAGAACCAAUCUUGCUCGCGGUGAGGUGGCACGCGCAUAUGAGACGGCUGAUACAGAGUUUGUGACUAGGCUAUUGGCGUUCAUGGUCCAGCAGAAUUUGGACGAACACAAAAAGGCUAAUCCAGAUCCUUCUUUGACAUUACAGAAACCAUCUGACCCUCCUCGGCCUCGCGGGACGCUCAUAAUAACUGAUCGUGCCAUGGACGCAAUGGCCCCACUUGUUCAUGAAUUUACAUAUCAAGCGAUGAGUAAUGAUUUACUAGCGAUAAAUGACGGAACCAAAUACACGUACAAGUUCCAAUCAUCAGUGGGCGCAUAUGAAGACAAGACCGCCACUCUUUCUGAUGCUGAUACCGUUUGGACGACCGUUCGGCACAUGCAUAUGAGAGAGGCUAUAGAUAAACUCAUGGCAGACUUCAAUAAGUUCAUGCAAGACAAUGCAGGAUUCAAAGGAGAAGGCGCCGCUAACCUGAGCGACAUGAAGGAUAUGCUUGCAAAUUUGCCUCAAUACCAAGAGCAGAGAGAGAAGUUCUCUUUGCAUCUCAACAUGGCUCAAGAAUGUAUGGCUAUAUUUGAACGAGACAAAUUGCCUUUGGUGGCGACUAUCGAACAGAAUUGUGCAACAGGGUUGACUGCUGAAGGCAAAACGCCAAAGACACUAGUGGAGGAAAUGGUACCACUGCUUGACAGCCGCGAAGUGAUAAACGCGAACAAAGUUCGCAUGGUCGCAAUGUAUAUCCAAUAUCGCGAUGGCGUACCAGACGAAGAUCGUCGAAGGUUAUACCAGCAUGCACGAUUGACCUUGGCAGAGCAGGACGCUGUCAACUCAUUAGUACACUUAGGUGUCCGCAUUACUAGGGGACCUGCUGACAAAGAUAUAAAGAGAAAGCUCAAACAGAAGGCUGGCGGUGAAGAUGAAUACGAACUGUCGCGGUUCAAACCCUUGUUGAGGACUGUCCUACAGGAUCAUGUUGCCAACAAGCUGGACCCAACACUAUUCCCAUAUGUCAAAGAUUCACCAACAGCAGCUCCUGUUUCCAGUCUCCGUGCUGCAUCACCUCAAACCACUUCUCUGCGGAGUGCAAAGCCCAGCUGGCAUAAGGCUGCACGAUCAAAUGCCGCGAUUGAUAAUCAGCAGCGCAUCCUUGUUUUUGUUGCAGGUGGCAUGACUUAUUCUGAAAUCAGAGAGGCCUAUCAACUCUCAUCCUCCUUGGCCAAAGACAUAUACAUUGGUUCAUCGCACGUUACUACCCCACGCCAAUUCGUAGACGACCUGAAAGUACUUGAAUUGGGAGGUGUUGGAUCCAAGGCGAUUCCGAACGGUUUACCUACUACUGGGGCUCAUCGUUCUUAUCAAGAUUAUUAUGACGAAAAAUACUUCAUACGAGAACCGCCUCCCCCGCAGCGCCAAGUGCAGACUUCUUUGCCAGUAUCCAAAGAGGAGCGCGGCAGCAAGCUAUUUAAGGCCUCUCCAUCAUCCUCGUUUGCUGGGUCUUCACUAUCUGUCAACAGCUCAGGAACAGAAAAGGAGGAAAAGAAGAAAAAGAAGAGAGGGUUGUUCCACUUCUAACUUCACUCCUGGCUCUUCUUGGUCUGACGAAUCUUGCCUUCUUUUAUAUGUAUUAUUAUACUGUCUAAUGAUCGGAUGGGACUUUCAACAUAGAAAGCGUCAAUGUUGUUUCGUGCAUGAAAAAUAUGGUAGAAGAAUGUGGUAUGAUACAUAUGAAACUAUGCAGAGUACUCCAACUUGCCUGAUAAUCAUAGAAUUGAUUAGGCGAGUAUUUAUAACGAUGAAUUCGUGGAACU
Serpula lacrymans var. lacrymans S7.9 is the source of this 2516-nucleotide messenger RNA. RefSeq lists its product as uncharacterized. The coding region runs from base 40 to 2280 and encodes 746 amino acids. NCBI's taxonomy places the organism in Eukaryota, Fungi, Basidiomycota, Agaricomycetes, Boletales, Serpulaceae. The record is from RefSeq and is a predicted model, not a curated record. Gene Ontology annotation, cellular component: secretory granule; plasma membrane. Gene Ontology annotation, molecular function: syntaxin binding. Gene Ontology annotation, biological process: intracellular protein transport; vesicle-mediated transport. The transcript is spliced from 15 exons.